Messenger RNA from Serendipita indica DSM 11827, 660 nucleotides. The record is from the annotation of a GenBank genome assembly. Lineage: Eukaryota; Fungi; Basidiomycota; Agaricomycetes; Sebacinales; Serendipitaceae.
AUGGAGCCCUCCCAGGACCAUCGAGCCUCAAACCAGCUGCUUCCGGAAGGCAGCUCGGCGGGCAGAAGGCGGGAGGAGGAAGUCCAGUUCGACUGGUCACUUCUCAACAGCCAGUCGUCGGCACCUGACCAGGCACCUCUGGAUCUCUCGUACUCCAUAUAUCAAUAUUAUGCCCCUGAUCUAUAUGCUCAUCAACCACUGCCGUAUUUCGUACCUGUUUCUCAGUCAUCCACCAUCCCCGUCCAGCAGCCACCGCCACCGCCAUGGCUAUUCCCAAUGCCUAUAAACAGCAACGCGGGCGCACCUAGCAUGAAGUUUGAUCCUCCGGUGCAGGACGCAUUCUCGUAUCCUCAGCCCGUCGCCGGCACGACGAGCUCGGUGGUCAGUCCACCGCAGGAAUCGCCUACGGGGCGAAUCUGCAUGUACUGUGGGAGGACACAUACGAGGCCGGUGCGGUACCAAGCCUGUCAGAAUCGAUUCCUCGGGCUGAGGCCGUUUCCUUGUGACGGAGGUUGCGGUCGCAUCAGAUGUCCCGUGCAGUACGGCAUCGUUCCACAGCAGAGAAAGGCUGAGACAGCAUUGCCUCCCAGAGGAGGCAACCCACGUGCGAUGCAGACGAUGUGGACACCUGGGUUGGCGUCAGAACGUGAACCGGCAUGA